This is a messenger RNA of Coregonus clupeaformis (lake whitefish), 2375 nucleotides long. Its product is annotated as afadin- and alpha-actinin-binding protein. NCBI's taxonomy places the organism in Eukaryota, Metazoa, Chordata, Actinopteri, Salmoniformes, Salmonidae. The transcript has 14 exons. The record is from RefSeq and is a predicted model, not a curated record. The coding region runs from base 228 to 1985 and encodes 585 amino acids.
AACUGGUUGGAUAGCUGUAGAUAGAUCAUGUCUCCAGUAGGAGAUGCUGCCCAGCCUAUUUUUUUUUCUGAAAGUGGAUGUAAAGUUCAAGAUCUGACGUUGUUUCAAAGGAGCCGUCUGCGUAGGCUAUUCCGUGAGCUGCAUGUAACCUGGGAGGUAGCGGAUGAUCCAGACACAUUCGGUGUGUUCUGAAGCGUCGCCCUGAGGGAGUCUGGAGGACUGCAGCGAUGCCAGAAUCUUCACUUGAAAUCAAGGACACUUCCUGCAGCUCUUCAAGAUACAGAAUGUCUUCUCUGAGGCAGUACAGCCAAUCAUCAGUGCUCUCUCUGCCAAUGACCAGAAACCCCUACAACAUGCCUGCAAUAAGUGCCUUCUGUACAGAGGACAAUGUGUCAGAAUGUAUCUCAUACAUCAAUCAGGAGGUAUCCUCACUGGGCUUUCCAUCGCUUUGCACAGUGUCUAACGACAGUCCUGAACUGAACGUGGUGGCAGUGCUGAACAACGUGUACAACCUGCUCCAGCUGCACCGCCGGUGCCUGCAGACGGUGGAGGACAUUGAAGUGGAGCAGGUCAAGUCCAACAGCAACAUGGACUAUCUGCAGCUCAGCAACACUAGACUGAAGGAUCAACUUGAACUCUCCAAGAGGGAAAACACUGGACUUCUUGAGAGAGAACGUCAGCUACAGCUGAAAGUGAAGAGCUUACAUAACUGCCUGAAAAAUGAAAAAGAAGAGGUACAGAAACUUCAGAGCAUCAUAGCAAGCCGUGCCACUCAGUACAAUCAUGACAUGAAGAGGAAAGAAAGGGAGUUCGGCAAACUAAAGGAGCGCCUGAAUCAGCUUCUGAUCGACAAAAAGGAUAAGAAACAAACGUUUGAAGUAUUGAACUACGUGGGAAGAUCUGAUGGGAAGAGAAGCCUUUGGAAAACUGGGAAGACUGAGGCCAGACAUGAGGGAGAGAUGUAUAAGACUCUACUGAACGACUACGACAGUCGCCACAAGCAGCUAUUGAUGGAGAAUGCAGAGUUAAAGAAAGUAUUACAGCAGAUGAAAAGGGAUAUGGUCACCAUUUUGAGCCCCAGGAAACCUAGCCUAUGUGGCGAGAAACACGAUGACAGUCUAGAACAGCAGGCCAGCUCAGAGGAGGACGAAGUGUGUGACUCAAGUAGAGAGAGCCUGGAGCUGUCCUGUGAGCACGCACGGGAACAGCUCACCAAUAGCAUUCGCCAGCAGUGGAGGAGACUAAAGAGCCACGUGGAGAGACUGGACAGCCAAGCGUCCUUGGUGGGGGAGAGAGACAACAUGGACGCCGUCCCCAAAGAGGCCCAUGAAGAGGAGAUGGACAGGCUGAAACUGGAGAUCCAGCAGUACAAAGACUUCAUCCACACGCAGCAGCAGCUCCUGCAGCAGCAGCUGAACUCCCCGUGUGACGAUGAGACAGCCUCGCUGCUCAACAACUGCUACAUGCUGGAAGAGAAGGAGCGCCUCAAGGAGGAGUGGAAGUCCUUCGAGGAGAAAAGGAAGAACUUUGAGACUGAAAGGAGGAACUUCACCGAGGCAGCCAUAAGACUGAGCCACGAGAGAAAAGCAUUUGAGGAGGACCGCGCCACAUGGCUCAAACAUCAGUUUUUAAAUUUGACUCCAUUUGGAGACCAAACGAAACCACAGAUGUCAAAGUCUCAAAGUGCCUUAUCAGUAUGGGCUGAGUCAGAGGUUAGGCCUUUGUCGACUCCAGCAAAGUUAAAUAAAUCACUAUCCCACACGGCUUUCUCCACAUCCAGAGCCUCUCCAGUGAAGACGCCAUCCACGGCAGACCUGUAUCGCACACACCGCCUUAUCCCAGAAAAAAGCCCAAGCACAAUCCACCCAAAGCAAGACUCCAGCAUCCUUCGCAAUGGUGAUGUUCCUGCCCAGCACCGACACCUGAAUGGAGGAGCAAAUCGCAGAGCAUACACAUUCAUGGGAGAUAGAAACGGCUCCAUUUAAACACCGAGAUAGACACCUUGAUCUCUUUUCAUGACAAUCCAUGCUCUUAAAUCAAGUGUAGUAUCAAAGUUAGUCAGACACACUUGAAUGGAAACACCAAACACAAAAUAUAUUUAGUUCUUGUUUGUAGAACUUUAUAAAAUAAAAAUCUGUAAUUUAACCAGCCAAAAAGGACCCGGACAGAUGAGGCCCCUGACUGUGUUUUGAUAGAGCCAUAAUAUUUUGGCUGCUGAGUGGCUCAUUGUAAAUGACAGGGACAAAUGAGUGUGGUUUUUAAUGUAAUGUUGGUGUUUGUAGAUGUCAUUUGUAUAUAUUUCAUGUCAAAUGUCUUUGUUGUUUUACCUUUUUGUUAAGGUCAUGUAGUUUUGUAAAGUUUAAUGUUUAUCCGUA